Molecule: messenger RNA, 407 nt
Organism: Vidua chalybeata
Lineage: Eukaryota; Metazoa; Chordata; Aves; Passeriformes; Viduidae
Gene: SEC61G
Product: SEC61 translocon subunit gamma
Exons: 4
Coding region: 105-311 (68 amino acids)
Biological process (GO): post-translational protein targeting to membrane, translocation; protein targeting
Cellular component (GO): membrane; Ssh1 translocon complex
Molecular function (GO): transmembrane protein transporter activity
Source: RefSeq, a predicted model, not a curated record
AAAAACCUCCAAGUCAACCCCGCCCCCAAAACAUGUUCCGCCCGAUGCGGUGACGUCACGCGCUCCGCUGCUCAGUGCGACGUGUCCCUCGGCCGGCGGCAAUCAUGGAUCAGGUAAUGCAAUUUGUGGAACCCAGCCGUCAGUUUGUAAAAGAUUCCAUACGACUUGUUAAGAGAUGCACCAAGCCUGACAGGAAAGAGUUCCAGAAGAUUGCCAUGGCAACAGCAAUAGGCUUUGCAAUAAUGGGAUUUAUUGGUUUCUUUGUCAAAUUGAUCCAUAUCCCAAUCAACAAUAUAAUUGUAGGUGGCUGAAUAUUCAUCAUGAAGAAGACAGUUGUGACACCUGCUGCAAUGAUUUCACAGCUUUAAUUUGUUUGAUAUUAAACAAGCUCAGUUUGCGUUUUCAAA